CCUCAAACAUCACUAAAGCUUACAACAUUAGCAUCAUACAGCUACUAAUACUCCAAUCUCUUCUGUUCCACACGAGAUUUUUUCUGUUCCCGUUGAUCUCAAUCUUAGGGCUUACGGUACCAAUAUCAGUCAUACAUUCAAUUAAUUUCCAAAUAUGGAUAAGAUAAGAGAGUUGGCAUCAAAGAGGGCAGUAGUAAUAUUCACCAAGAGUUCAUGCUGCAUGUGUCAUAGUAUCAAAGCACUUUUUUAUGAACUAGGAGCAAGCCCAGCAAUUCAUGAACUGGAUCAAGAUUCAAGAGGCAAUGAAAUGGCAGUUGCUUUGAGCAUCCUAGGUUGUAAUCCUUGUGUUCCUGCUAUUUUCAUUGGUGGACAAUUUGUUGGUUCAGCUAAGGAUGUUAUUUCCCUUCAUGUUGAUGGCUCUCUUAAAGAAAUGCUCAUCAAUGCCAAAGCUAUAUGGCUCUAAUAUUAGUUUCCUUUCUUGUAUUGUUUCCUUUAGAGGGUGUUGGGGUGGGAGGCUGUAAAGAAAGCCACAUUUUUAUGAAAAUGGCGAUAAUGGAAACUCUUCUGGACGUUCAAGAA
Lycium barbarum (goji berry) is the source of this 579-nucleotide messenger RNA. RefSeq names its product glutaredoxin-C11-like. The record is from RefSeq and is a predicted model, not a curated record. The transcript has a single exon. Bases 155 to 463 code for a protein of 102 amino acids. Lineage: Eukaryota; Viridiplantae; Streptophyta; Magnoliopsida; Solanales; Solanaceae.